AUGGAUCCGCCUCAGACACCGACUCCGGCACUUGGGGCUUCUCAGCCAUCGAAUUCCCACUCUCCUUCCCCUGGCCCAAGGAGGCGCAUGCAGAAUAACGAUUAUCCACUUUCUAGCGAUAGCAGAUCCGGGAAUGGUCCAAUGGGCAUCGCGGGCCAAGAUCAGGUUUCGGCCACGUCCUCCGGGGCCCGCCAACAGUCCCCCGCGCCCGAUAGUACUGGUAAAUCGAAGACCUCCAAGCGCAAGAACCGCCGCCGCAAACCGAAAAAUCGCAAACAAUCCUUCCUCACGCCCGCUCGAGACACAUCGCAUGAUCGGCCUGGAAGCUCAUCGGUAGCGGAUGUUGCAAGAGAGCAGAUGGAAGGCGAUCGGCCAACCUCGAAGGAUGGUCAGUCAUUUUUCAAAUUGGGCAGGAACUUGAGUAAUACCAGCUUGGAGAGCGAGGCUUUGUUGGACCAUAGAGACCAGCCUAUGAUGCGGCCGCGUCGCGACAGUCGCCAAACCUCUUUCCGUCCUAGCUCUUUAAUAUCCGGUGCCUUUAGAUCUGGCGAUCUACGACCUCGAAGUAGCCCCGGGGGAGGAGGACGACCUCAACAAUACCAUGACGAAGACAGCGACGGAUCUGAACCGACCGACCUCACACCUUUAGUGCGCGCUACGCCAGGGAAUACAUCGGGUCGAACCCGCUAUGGAACAGACUCACGAACCAGCCCACUUUCCUCUCGUCCGCGGAGAACAUCCGGUCAGACAACAUCGUCGCAAUGUUCGCCAAAUCAUAGCCAAUCGUACUUCCCCGAACAGGAACGCGAUUUCGAUAUUAACAAUCCUCCAUCGGUGCCCGGCACUCCAAAACUCGGGCCGGAAAUGAACUACGACGAUGCAAUGAUGACUGGUGUUGAUUUUGCGCAGUCUAUGGAAAACCACAUGGACGCCUUCAACCGAGUCAAUGACGCCGUUAUCAAUAUCGACGGCAUGCCACAUCAACAUUCGGCACCGUCGUCUGCUCCUGGGUCCCCCUUGUAUUCCCCGCAUGCACCUGAAUUUAGUUCAAGACGCCACACUGUUGCAAACCUAGGUCUUCCUGAAGAUGUUUGCUUGCCGCCCGAUGGGUCAGAACUGGGAGAUGAGGGUCUACAUGCACCACGAGAUGAGACUGGUGAAAGAAGACGGCGUAGACACCGACGCUGGCCAGACUUAUCAGUGCUGGAGGACUGGAGUCGAGAAGAAAAAGAAGAGCGCAGUGGUGAUCUACGUGUUAAAAAGAUCAGUGAGCCAAUGCUCAUUGAAGGCCGACUUCGACCACAAUACAAAGUAUGGCGCCGCGAAGAGGAAGAAGCUCCUUAUCGGUUUACCUAUUUCAAUGAGGAGUUUCCAAGCACUAUACAUGCACAGACUAUAUCCGAACUGGUGCAACCAGGUGGUAGUUUCCGUGAACUGUUUAUUCCAGAUCCUCCAGAAUUGGAGGAUUCGUCGUCCGAUGAAGGAGAUGACGACAACCACUCUUCCAAUGAGCAUAAUGGUGGUCAGCCAUUUCAUAUCCCUGGCAAUGGGCCCCGAGUAGCUCAUUCGCAUGAAGAAUUGCAUACCCAAAACGGUGCAGCUGUCCCAGCGGGAGCAUAUACUACUGCCAAGAAUGGCAACAAUGCUACUCCGAGUUCCACAGGUGAGACCAGAGGACAACAACGUUUAUCUGUCAUUAGUGAGGGGCACCUUGAAUCCAACCGAGGGCUUUCACCAUCACAGUCAAACGGUGGCAUGAAGCCUAAGCGGUAUGGUCCUCGACCGACAUUUUGGCUAGAUGUGCUCUCCCCAACCGACUCGGAGAUGCGGGCUAUUGCCAAGGCCUUCGGCAUCCACGCACUGACUGCCGAAGAUAUCAUGAUGCAAGAGGCACGGGAAAAGGUAGAGCUGUUCCGCAGUUACUACUUUGUCAACUACCGUACAUUUGAGCAGGACACAAAUAGCGAAGACUAUCUUGAGCCUGUGAAUAUGUAUGUGGUUGUUUUCCGCGAGGGAGUGAUUUCCUUCCACUUUUCACAGACUCCUCACCCGGCCAAUGUACGACGCCGUAUCCGCCAGCUCAUGGACUACUUGAUCCUCAGUUCCGACUGGAUCUCAUACGCUCUCAUUGAUGACAUUACAGAUGUUUUCGGUCCCCUUAUUCAAGCCAUCGAGGAUGAGGUCGAUGAGAUUGAUGAAAUGAUCAUGCAAAUGCACUCAUCUAGCAAAGAGGGAUCCUCUAAUGAUAAUGUGCUUCCGUCAUUUGCACCUGGUGAGAUGCUGCGGCGGGUUGGCGAGUGCCGCAAAAAGGUUAUGGGACUCUACCGACUGCUCAGCAACAAGGCAGAUGUGGUCAAAGGUUUCGCGAAGCGUUGCAAUGAACAGUGGGAAGUGGCACCCAAAUCGGAGAUUGGCCUGUAUCUUGGUGAUAUUCAAGAUCACAUUAUGACCAUGACAGGCAAUUUGACCCACUAUGAAACAAUACUCUCUCGGGCGCAUUCAAACUAUCUAGCUCAGAUUAACAUCUUGAUGAACGAGCGCCAGGAACAGACUGCCGAUGUUUUGGGCAAGUUGACUGUAUUGGGUACCAUUGUUCUCCCCAUGAACAUCAUUUGUGGCAUGUGGGGCAUGAAUGUCAAGGUACCAGGUCAGGAUAUAGAAAGUUUGAAUUGGUUCUGGUCGAUUACCGCUGGUCUGUUCGUCUUUGCCUUGAUCUCAUUUUUGAUUGCCAAGCGAGUCUACAAGAUCGUAUAG
Penicillium verhagenii is the source of this 2754-nucleotide messenger RNA. RefSeq names its product magnesium transporter CorA family protein. The transcript is spliced from 4 exons. The coding region runs from base 1 to 2754 and encodes 917 amino acids. Gene Ontology annotation, biological process: magnesium ion transmembrane transport; intracellular magnesium ion homeostasis. The record is from RefSeq and is a predicted model, not a curated record. NCBI's taxonomy places the organism in Eukaryota, Fungi, Ascomycota, Eurotiomycetes, Eurotiales, Aspergillaceae. Gene Ontology annotation, molecular function: magnesium ion transmembrane transporter activity. Gene Ontology annotation, cellular component: plasma membrane.